This is a messenger RNA of Exophiala bonariae, 489 nucleotides long. RefSeq lists its product as uncharacterized. The coding region runs from base 1 to 489 and encodes 162 amino acids. Lineage: Eukaryota; Fungi; Ascomycota; Eurotiomycetes; Chaetothyriales; Herpotrichiellaceae. The record is from RefSeq and is a predicted model, not a curated record. The transcript has a single exon.
AUGGCAACUUGGGAGUUCACAGUACAACACGAUAUCAUGGCUAGUCCAGAUAUCAUCUAUCAGGUCUGGUUGGAUGGAAACGACAGUCGGGGACCGUGGGUUGGCGAUGGCGACAGGAAGAUUGAUGGUCGUUUAGGCGGUAGCUUCUCGUGGGACGAUCGCAACUUCUCUGAUAUGGGGGGUGGAGGAGGCUGCUGGGGACAUUUUGGAGAGUUCACCAAGCUGGAAAACAAUAGCCUCCCCUACAGGAUCGAGUACACCUGGAAGUCGCAGUGGACAGAUCAGUACGCCUCACAGAUGUUGGUUACGCUGGAUACUGACAAGACCGAUGAGCGAUUCACAAAAGUCACUGUACGUCAAACAGGAUUACCAGAUAAUCGGCACGGAUAUGAGCACAAACAUGCUUGGAUUCGAAUACUGGGCGAAAUGGGUGCUAAAUUCUGGGGAAAUGCUGGGAUCAAGGACGCGAGAACAAAGGUCCUGGUCUAA